Messenger RNA from Trichosurus vulpecula (common brushtail), 1915 nucleotides. RefSeq names its product forkhead box G1 (gene FOXG1). The transcript has a single exon. Lineage: Eukaryota; Metazoa; Chordata; Mammalia; Diprotodontia; Phalangeridae. Bases 1 to 1512 code for a protein of 503 amino acids. Gene Ontology annotation, molecular function: DNA-binding transcription factor activity; sequence-specific double-stranded DNA binding. Gene Ontology annotation, cellular component: nucleus. Gene Ontology annotation, biological process: regulation of transcription by RNA polymerase II. The record is from RefSeq and is a predicted model, not a curated record.
AUGUUGGACAUGGGAGAUAGGAAAGAGGUGAAAAUGAUCCCAAAGUCCUCCUUCAGCAUUAACAGCCUGGUGCCCGAGGCGGUGCAGAGCGACAACCACCACGCGGGCCACGGCCACCACAACAGCCACCACCCUCCGCCCCACCAUCACCACCACCACGGCCACCACCACCAUCACCACCCGCCGCCUCCGCCUCCUCCCCAGCCGCAGCAGCCUCCCCAGCAGCAGCAACAGCAGCAGCACCCCCCGCCACCCCAGCCCCCUCAGGCCCCCCAGGCGCGCAGCGCCCCAGCCGAUGACGAUGAGGAUAAGGGACCCCAGCAGCUCCUGCUUCCUCCACCCCCGCAGGGGGCCCCUUCGGCUGCAACCGCCUCGGCCGCCCUAGACGGGGCCAAAGCUGAUGGGCUUGGGGGCAAGGGUGAGCCCGGCGGCGGAGGUGGCGGUGGGGCCGGAGACCUGGCCCCGGUCGGGCCGGAGGAGAAGGAGAAAGGGUCUGGGGGGGAGGAGAAGAAGGGGGCGGGCGAGGGCGGCAAGGACGGGGAGGGGGGCAAGGAAGGGGAGAAGAAGAACGGCAAGUACGAGAAGCCGCCCUUUAGUUAUAACGCCUUGAUCAUGAUGGCCAUCCGCCAGAGCCCAGAGAAGCGCCUCACCCUCAACGGCAUCUACGAAUUCAUCAUGAAGAACUUUCCUUACUACCGGGAGAACAAGCAGGGCUGGCAAAACUCCAUCCGCCACAACCUGUCCCUGAACAAGUGCUUCGUCAAGGUACCCCGCCACUAUGACGACCCGGGCAAAGGGAACUAUUGGAUGCUGGACCCUUCGAGCGACGACGUGUUCAUCGGGGGCACGACUGGCAAAUUGCGCCGGAGAUCUACGACGUCCCGGGCUAAGUUGGCCUUCAAACGCGGGGCUAGGCUCACCUCCACCGGACUGACCUUCAUGGAUCGGGCGGGCUCUUUGUACUGGCCCAUGUCUCCCUUCCUGUCCCUGCACCACCCCCGGGCUAGCAGCACUUUGAGUUAUAAUGGAACCACAUCCGCUUACCCCAGCCACCCCAUGCCCUACAGCUCCGUGUUGACUCAGAACUCGCUGGGCAACAACCACUCCUUUUCCACUUCCAAUGGGUUAAGUGUCGAUAGACUCGUCAACGGGGAGAUCCCUUAUGCCACGCAUCACCUUACGGCCGCUGCCCUGGCCGCCUCUGUGCCCUGCGGGCUGUCUGUCCCCUGCUCCGGGACCUAUUCCCUAAACCCUUGCUCCGUCAAUCUGCUGGCGGGACAGACAAGUUACUUUUUCCCCCAUGUCCCUCACCCUUCAAUGACUUCUCAAAGCAGCACUUCUAUGACCGCCCGGGCCGCUUCCUCCUCCACGUCUCCGCAGGCGCCCUCCACCCUGCCCUGUGAGUCUUUAAGACCCUCUUUGCCAAGUUUUACAACGGGACUGUCUGGAGGACUUUCUGAUUAUUUCACACAUCAAAAUCAGGGGUCUUCUUCCAACCCUUUAAUACAUUAACAUCCCUGGGACCAGACUGUAAGUGAACAUUUUACACACAUUUGCAUUGUAAAUGAUAAUUAAAAAAUAAGUCCAGGUAUUUUUUAUUAAGUCCCCCAUUUUCUGUACGUUUGUUCAGUCUUUAGGGUUGUUUAUUAUUCUAACAAGGUGUGGAGUGUCAGCGAGGUGCAAUGUGGGGAGAAUACAUUGUAGACUACGAAGUUUGGAAGUCAAAAUUAUAGUAGAAUGUGUAUCUAAAUGGUGACUGCUUUGCAAUUUUUAUUCAGAAAGGACAAGUCUAUCACUAAUGACCACCAAGAUUUCCAUGUUUGCAGUAUUAUAAGUUAUCAUGGAUAUACAUGGUGGAUGGAGACCUUGGAAAAACACUAAAUUAUGGGAAAAGUGGGGGAAAAAAGGAGUUCCA